This is a messenger RNA of Panicum virgatum (switchgrass), 1112 nucleotides long. RefSeq lists its product as uncharacterized. Gene Ontology annotation, biological process: negative regulation of catalytic activity. The transcript has 2 exons. The coding region runs from base 208 to 840 and encodes 210 amino acids. NCBI's taxonomy places the organism in Eukaryota, Viridiplantae, Streptophyta, Magnoliopsida, Poales, Poaceae. Gene Ontology annotation, molecular function: enzyme inhibitor activity. The record is from RefSeq and is a predicted model, not a curated record.
AAUGCAGGAAUGCUAGGGUGGAGCGACCUACAAUGAAGGCUAGCCAGCCAGAGCAACCAAAAAAAAUUUACGGCCAAUCUUCACUUGCAGUCAAUACCACACCAGCACCAUUUUUCCGGACACGAACGGCUCCCGUUUAUAGCCUCUCUUACGCUCUCGUCUCUCUUGUUUUGCUCACGCUCAUUCCUCAUUUCCAAGGACCAAGCAAUGUUCCGAUUCCGACACAUCAUCGCCGCUCUGAUUCUAGUCGCCGCCUCGGCGGCGUCUUUGAAUUCCGUCGGUGCCCGCGUGGUCCACCCCAUCGUCUUCAACGACCCCACCGCGGCCGCCCCCGCCCCCGCCCCCGCCUCCGACGGCCGUCGCCUGUUCGCCACCGCCGGCCACGACGAACUCAUGGCGCUAUGCCAACAGAUGCACUACAAGACGUUGUGCACGACGAUGGCGACGCUGCCCGGGGUGGCGACGCCGGAGCAGCUGCUGGACACGUCGCUGCGGAUCACGGCGGUGAAGGCGGCGAUGGCGGCGAUGAAGCUGGACGCGGCGAUGCGGUCGGGCGGCGACAAGGGCGACGGGAUGGCGUCGUCGCUGCAGUCGUGCAGGGAGAGCUACGCGUCGCUGGUGGACUCGCUGAGGAGCACGCGGGACACGCUGAGGAGCGGCGGCAGCAGCGCGGACCUCAUGACGGAGCUGUCGGCGGCGGGCACCUUCUCCACCGACUGCGAGGACAUCUUCGACGAGCGGCCGGAGCUGCAGUCGCCCAUACCCGGGGCGCAGCGCCACAUCAGCCGCCUCGUCAGCAACUGCCUCGACCUGGCAGCCAUCAUCAAGGAGCAGCCAUAGCUGGACAGACACGUGUGGACAUCUGCUAGAGCACAUUAUUGCUCUCUUGUACAUUUGCCAUGGGGAUGGGGAGGUUCAGUGCGUAGGCGUCUUUGGGACUGAAGAAAUGAAACACAAUUGUAGUUGAGGUCGGAUUAGUAUCUUCUAACCAUGGAGAGUAACCAUGGAGAAUGUGGAUGUCGUAUGUUUGUGCGUCCGUGUAUGUAUGUGAAUGUCCACGUGUUUAUAAAAAACAAAAGAAGAAAUGAGGAACUGGAAAGGAAUUAAAAGCG